Messenger RNA from Paramecium sonneborni, 777 nucleotides. The record is from the annotation of a GenBank genome assembly. NCBI's taxonomy places the organism in Eukaryota, Ciliophora, Oligohymenophorea, Peniculida, Parameciidae.
CGCAUAUCAUUAAUUAAAUUAUUAUGUAAUCAUUAGUCAAAUAACUCCUUACCCUAUCCAAUACAUCUGCAGCAAAUUAAUGGUAAUAAAUCGAAACAAGUAAACAUUUACCAUAAUUAAGCCCUCCAACCAAAACAAUUGACUCCUGCUGAAAUUGCUGAUGUGGCUCACCAUUUUGCUGUUAAUAAUUAGGGAUCUGAACUUUUCUGGGAUUCAUUGUAGAGAGCUACUGUUGAUCAACUCAGCAAUUUUAAUAGAGAACAAUUAGCAACAGUAUUUGAUGCCAUGAUGCAAACUCCAUAUGAAGUAUUCUCUUCUCUUUUCCAUUAGGUUCCUGAUGAUGUUGGAGAGGCUGUUACCAAGGCAAUUGAUACAUUUUUCUAUGCUGAAUUAGAAGCCAACCAAAAAUCAGACCCAUACUUUCUUUCCAAAUUUAUAUUAUAAUUCUAAGCAGGAUUAGGAUAAUUUGCUUUCUAAUUUGGACCUGGAUUUUUAACUGGAAGAGUAAAUGAUGAACAUCCUGAAUAACGACUUGCUAAAGGUGAUUACGAUCUCUCAGAAUCAUGCAAUUCCGAAUUGAGAUCUGCAUUCAUUAAAGGAGAUCUCACCUAAGAAUAAGUUGAAGCUGAGAAAACCAAAUUUACAAAUUAAGUGUAAGAAUUGCUUGGUAAAGUAAUUUAUAUAAUCUUAAAUCAAGAAUCAAACUGUACAAGAUGUUACCAAUUUGAAAUGAUUGGAUAGAUAUAUGCAUAUAAAAUAAAUAUAAUAAAACAAAAC